This is a messenger RNA of Emys orbicularis (European pond turtle), 2675 nucleotides long. It is a transcript of the gene RPA2, whose product is annotated as replication protein A2. Gene Ontology annotation, molecular function: single-stranded DNA binding. NCBI's taxonomy places the organism in Eukaryota, Metazoa, Chordata, Testudines, Emydidae. The record is from RefSeq and is a predicted model, not a curated record. Bases 77 to 892 code for a protein of 271 amino acids. The transcript is spliced from 10 exons. Gene Ontology annotation, biological process: DNA replication; double-strand break repair via homologous recombination; nucleotide-excision repair. Gene Ontology annotation, cellular component: site of double-strand break; chromosome, telomeric region; DNA replication factor A complex.
UUGGUUGCUUGUGGCGCGCAGAGGAGCUGUUAGAAGCAGGAGCCGAGCGUGUGGCGGGGUGUCCGCAGCACCCAUAAUGUGGAGCAGUCACGGUGGCUUUGAGAGUGGCUAUGGAGGGUCUGCAAUUAGUGGAGGAUACACACAGUCCCCAGGGGGGUUUGGAUCUCCUGCAGCCACCCAGGGAGAAAAGAAACAGAGAUCCCGCUCCCAGAAUAUUGUGCCAUGUACAGUGUCUCAGUUACUUGCUGCUGAGCAGAUUGAUGAGACAUUCAAGAUCCGAGAAGUAGAGAUCUCGCAGGUUGUUAUCAUGGGAAUAAUCAGACAGGCAGAGAAAGCACCAACCAACAUCCUCUACAAAAUAGAUGAUAUGACUGCAGCCCCGAUGGAUGUCAGACAGUGGGUUGAUACUGAUGAGGCAGGGAGUGAGAAUGUUGUGGUGCCCCCAGGAACUUACGUGAAAGUGGCUGGUCAUCUUCGAUCGUUCCAGAAUAAGAAGAGCCUGGUAGCAUUUAAGAUCAUGCCUCUGGAAGAUAUGAAUGAGUUCACCACACACUUAUUGGCAAUUGUCAACGCACAUAUGGUCCUCAGAAAAAGCAUCAUGACAACAUCAAAAAUGCCUCAGUCUCUGGGCUCCUUUGGGAUGGGUGAUAUGGCAAGCUAUGGAUGUGGCAGUAGUGUGCCAGUGAAUGGACUUACAGCACAUCAGAGUCAGGUGUUAAAUUUGAUUAAAAGCUGCUCUGAUCCAGAAGGCUUGAGCCUGACGGAGCUGAAAUCCCAACUACAUAACAUCAAUAUGACAACAAUCAAGCAAGCGGUUGAAUUUCUUAGCAGUGAGGGACACAUCUAUUCCACUGUGGAUGACGAUCACUAUAAAUCUACAGAUGCUGAAUAAAGGUUCCCCACCUCAUUCAAUGAAUGAUGCUCACUGUAUGGGUACCUAGUCAGUAUUUUUUUAUCCUCAUUCAGUGUGGACCUCAUGCUUAUUUACUGCACACCAUCCAAACCCUGCACCGAAUAAGAAAUUUUCCCAUGAGCAUUUUUUAUAGCAUUCAUUACUGUAACACCUGCGUGAUACUGAUUACUGAGUGUUAAAAAACUUAGAUGGGGAACUGUGGCUGAGUUUAAGGCCAAAAUUAUUAAGUGCCCAACUUUGGAUGCCCAGGGCCUGAUUUUAUUUCUGAGUGCUUAGUGUUUUUUAGCACUUUGUAUAUUCACAGCUCCCACUGACUUCAGUAGCAAAAUUGAGUGCUUGUCAGGGCCCAUGUAUCUCCUGUUAGGCACCCAGAACAUAAGGAACACAUAGUGACCCUCUGGGAGAAGUUUGGUUUAAGUGACUUGCCCAGCAUCAAGGAAGAACUAUCUGGUGGAGGUGGGAAAGGCAUCAUUUUCUAGGGUAGCAUUCAACUGCUUUGACUAUGAGUCCCCUGCCUCAUUUGUAGUAACCCACCUUCCAACUUCUGCAACAAACAAGGCAGGGAUCCUACAGACAAUAGCUUUCUUCACUACACAAUCCUGAUUGAGUAUCUGAGCAACAGCUGUCCAGUGCACUAAAUGAGGCAGGGGUUCUGUGGCCCUCCCCCCCAAAAAGGGGAGGGAGAGGCAUGUGUUCAUGUAUUACAGACUAUCAUGAUUGGAGCUGGGUUGUAAUUGGCAACCUUAAAUCUGGCAUUUCUACAUUUCAAUUGCUUCAGUUUGCAAUCUUAAUGUUUUCUAUGUGGUCUUUUUGUAUGUAAAUGAGAGUAAGAUUUUACUGCUCUUUUGGCACUGCAGAAGCUGUCCAGUUUUGGAAGCUGGAGUUGGAUUAUUCCUUGUUCACACAUCAACAGAACUGGCCUUGCCCUCUAGUGUCUUCAGAUUCUGCUCUGUUACACUUGUGCAAGCCCACUGAAUGCAAUAUUUUAUUAAGGUUCUUGUCGCAGCAGAGCUGUAGGACAAGUGAUGUACAGGUAUAACUGGCAGCUUUGGAGGUAUGGACUCUAGUGAUGCACAAACCAGAAGCACUAACUUGAUUUUCAUGUCUACACUGCAAUAAAAAACCCACAGUGCUGAGUCUCAGCCAACUCAGGCACACAGCUUGGACUGUUGAGCUAAAAAUUUGGGCUUGGGCUGGAGCCUGGGCUCUGAGACCCUCUGCCCUGUCACCUAGCCCCAGAUCCCAGUAUGCUUUCAUAGAUUUAAAAAAAAAAUCUUUGGCUGGCAAACUGAGCAGACUUGCUGGAGAGUAGACAAGAAUAAAUGUGGAGCUCCACAAAACCAUUGUUAAAGUCAUAUUACAGGGUAUAAUCCUCCCUUUGGCUGGAUGAAUAGCAAAAGGGCCUUGCUUUCAGUCAGAUGAAGGGGUUAGGUUUCAGUUCUCUUUAGAUUCCUAUUUCUACCUGUUUCUCAAAGCAGUCAGCAGGUGUCUUCCAGCCCUGCUUCCACCAAGCCUGUCAUGCCUGCAUUUUGUCCAGAUUUCAGGGGGAUGUAGCAGGAGGGGAAGUGCUCUCCUGCACUGCAUGAUGCUACCGUCGAAGAACCUCAAUUUUUACACCAUUAAAAUCAAACAAGCCAUCCAAUUAUUUCUUUUCCCUCUCCCUUGAUGCACUUUGUGACAUGCAUUUUGUUGCAUAGAGAAUAUUGAUCCUGAGGCUUCAAGAUAUUUUUCCAAACUUUAAAUAAAACCGCUGGGGUUGUAU